AUGGUUCGUGAUGUUGCUUACUUCCUGGACCGAUCCACUGCAUAUCUGUGCAAGACAGAUACGGCUUUCCCUUUUUCAGUGGAUGUCACAAUGAUGUGUCUGGCUUCCCUAUGUGUUUUCACCGACCGCUAUCUCUAUAGCUGCCCUUCAGAAUGCUCCGCAAUUUCCCGGUUACAGGGCAAUCAUACAUCAGCUCAAAUACGUUCCUUUAUUUUAGACUUUAAGAAUCUUUUUGACCGACGCCUUGUUUCGAUAUGUCAAGGUAGUGGUUUCUAUCAAAUCUUUGUCAUCUUGGUACGUAAUUGUUUGCUUGACAGUAUACUUCAUUCUCAGAACUUUGGUUGUUGGAUUUUUAAAUUACACCAGAAUGAACUCUUUAAAGAAGAAAUAUGCCAUUUACAUUUUUGUCGUCUCUAAAUUGACAGUGUUCGUGUUUUUCAUUGUUACUUUUACCAAUCUCAUGGUUACCCGUUUGGCCCUGAGUGUGGAAACCCGCGAGAUACAUAAAACAGAUCGAGCUAUAAACUCACUCGAUUUGGAUAUCAUAAACGGACUGCUGCAGGUCUUUGGUACAACCACUUUUAGAAUUAGGUUGAUAAAAUUCUUUUAGGAAAAGUUUUCCGUCGACGACAGAAACAUUCUUUGCUUCCACAUGUCUUUGGAGAGAGAAAGAUAGAGGAAGUCGAAAGAGGCUCAUUCUCGACCUCAGAGCCACUCGUUUUCGCUUACUCUGACCGCAUGACCGGCUCAUUACAAUGAUUGCGCCCACACGGAGCGAAGGAAUUUGUUUCCUUCUUUUUUAUUUUACAAUUUCCGCUGUUUGUGGCUACCGCCUAACCUCUUAUGUAGAUCAGUUUUUUAGCGAUUCGAUAUCGUUUGAGCUAAACAUUUUAAUGUUUUUGUUUGGUUAAAUGUACUAAAUUUGUAAAAUUUAUUACCUUGUUUUGAAUGUCAAUGUUGGAACAGUACGACGCAUGAAAGAAGCUAGUGUGUAUUGUAAACCACAAAGCCAUAAUUCGUCAUACCACACAAAAGAAGUUCUCCACUUCCGGUUUUCUGUGUCAUGUACUUCGAGUUUGCACAGAAUCUUGGGCCUGGGGUUUUUCCCUGACAAAACAACUCCCAAUAAAAGGCAGCAUCGCUUUCCGCAAGUUCACAGUUUAAAUCGUUUUCUCGAGAUUUUUCGUUCGUUGAUAUUUAUGUUCAAUUUCAUUUGGACCUUAUUAAUCUUACUGAAUCCCUUUGAAACAUUCUCAUAACGGAUUGAGGUGGCGAGGUUGGGAAAAACGUUUAUAAAACAGUCAAACGUCGCAUCUGUAUAUUCAACAGGGUAAGACUCUACAUGGUUAUGAAGGAUUUGUAUACAUUAGGUAAAUGCCUUUAUUUUGAGCUUCUCUGUCAAAAUUAACACUUUCAAGUGUUUUUGAAAUCUUUUUGGAUUUUCUUUGAUUUCUGGUGGUGUGAUACUCUCCUACAACUACAAAGAAUUGCUAACUUAAUUGGAAUACUUCGUUGCAGUGAAUUGCCGUCCAGCGUUAUUUUAAAACUUACCUUAAAAUGCUGACGAAUUCACAAAAAAUUGCAGAGGAAAAGAAACGGUAUUUACUUAAAAAAAAAGAAAUAAUAAAGUUGUAAAUUUAGUGGGAUUUAGCAGUGGACAUGGAUACGAGGUGGUGUGAGGUUUUUGUAUACUGAGUAAAAAUUUUUAUUUUGAGCUUCUCAGUUGUUUUUUUCUCCUCCAAUUUUUUUUUAACUUAUCCUAAUUCUCUUUUAAUUCUGGUUAUGAAGGCACAGAAUUACAACUGCCGAGGAUUCUAACUUUUACUUGACUCUGGCGCUACGGUGCACUUGCUUAAUUAAAACUUACACUCAGAGUUGACGAAUACAACAAAAAGCAACAGGAAUAAUAAUCUAUCUAGGAAAAAACGAAUGAUUCUUAAUUGUUUCGAGGAAAGUCCAAUGGAUUGCUUUAAUUUUGUGUUUAGUGAUGAGCGAAGCACUUUCACUCUACUUACGAAAUUGAAAGUGCUUCAAUCAGCACCAAUCUCCAAAUUAAAUAUGGGUGUUUUUUUAAAUUAUCAUUACUAUUAUUUUAGACCCCUUUUAACAUAGAGGCGUGAUCACAAAGGAUGAUCACGUAGGUAAAAAUUGUGAUCAUAGUCUGGAAAAAUUUCCGGGCAUGAUCACGCUAAGUCUCCUUCGCAGCCGUGCUUAGUUAGUUCUCCUUAGUUCAUAACUAAACAGUCGUUCGUAGGGAGGAGCUUUGCGUGACGAGUCUAUGAACGGCUAAGAAGGAGACUAUAUCACGCUGUUAUUUCUGUGAGUCGUGACGUUUGUUUUCCCAAAGCGAUUUUAUAAAAUUUCUUUGCCAAUGGAGAUAGUCAACAUUUCCACCAGUCUGUUCUAAACUCCAAAUCAGCAUGCGGCUAGUUGUGUGUUAGUGAACAUUUGAAAACAAUGCUGUCUACGUUAGUGCGUGACAGUCUGUUGCUCCAGUAAGAAAAAAACAAUAAAGGUUCACAAAGAAACGUGUGAAAAAUAAUUGCAAGUAUGAGUUGAAAAGAGUUUCGUAAAAUAAAUACCUGCUUUAGAAUUUUUUUUUUUCUGAACGAGUGCGUGACUCGGCUGCGUGAGAACUGCGUGAGAACUCGAAGGAAUGGAGGUUCUUCGUGACAAAAGUCACGCAUUGAGCGUGAGAUUCACGCUAAAACUAUUACUUUUCAUACAUUUAAGGUUUCUGAUACGAACUGUUGAUUUUAAUUUCAAGAAGAAACCGCUGUUUUUGUAAAGUGCCUAGAAAAUUAAUUAUCUUUCUAGAUGAAAUUUGGUGUGCAUAUAUUUAGAAUGAGUUAGAGCUUCCAGCUUUGAUCGAUUCAAACUUCUCGGAUGUAAUUUGGACUUGACUUGUGGCGGUAAAUGGUAUGAACGUCACGCAGUCACUGAAUUUUUCUCUGUUUUCAACAGGAUUAAUAUCACUGUAACUUUGUGUAAAUAAAUCAAGGUUUUGUAUAUAAUUGAACUUAAAUAUAAUAUGUGAGAUUUAUGAAUCUCAUCACCUCUGGGGCUGCUUUUCUUUUUACUCCAUUUAUCGAGAGCGUAUAUAUUAUUUUUUAAUUCAGGCUCCGUUGACCUGACGUCUACUAGUUCCUUUUGCACUUUAUCACAUGAUAGUGUUCAAACAGAAAUUUAAUAGCAAACCUUUUUUUCACAUCAGUAGUGGCUAUGGAGAGGUCUUUCAACUGAAGUUCCAGCCGUGGACGUUGAAACAGCUGAGAGAAAUUUCAGAGGAUGUUAAUCAUGAGAAUCUUUACAAGGUAAAGUUCACUUCAAGCUUCAAUUACUUUGCCACAAGAACAUGCACUGUGUAUUCCUCCUGUAUAUAGAUCGUAGCAGAGGUAAAACAACAUGUAUGACCACCCCGUGGGGUGUACUUCCUAGUAAUAGGCUGAUGGGGAUGUGCCGCCGGAUAAAGAGGCAUUUUCACGACCGAAUUGACUAUAAUGGGGUAGCAUUUUCAAGAGAUUAAAUAACUAGAAUUGGGUAGCACAUUUUAGGAACUUUGGGGGAAAGAAAAUUCUCGAAAAGUGGGGACUUAAAAACGGAAAGUUCGCAGUUAAAAGUUUGUUACCAGCUCGCAUUGCCAAAGUGACUAUAAUGAGAUCGAUAAUUAGCCACAGAAUAGACUGUAACGGGGUAGGGGGUUCUGAAAGACCAGCGGCACAUACCCACAAAAAUUGACUCAAGUACCUCCUCAAUUUAUCGUAUAUUUUUUUUCUUAUCCAGGGGAAUGUGACGUUACCAUGACUACAGCUUCCCUUGACACUGAUCAGCCAUUGCUACGUAAAUCAGCCAAAAUAAUACUAAUCUGGCUAAGACGAAGAAAUCUCUGUUAUGCACAUGCAGAUUGUUGUUGCUAUGGCAACUAGUUGGGGCACUUUUGUACAUGAUUCGUGAUGUUGCUUGCUUCAGGGUCCAAUCCACCGCAUAUCCGUGCAAAAAAGAUACCUAUUUCCCUUUUUCAGAAGAGCUAACAAUAGUGUGGCUGGCUUCGCUGUGUAUUUGCAUCGCUAUCUUCGUAGUUGCUUUUCGGAAUGUUCCACAGUUCCCUGGUUACGAGGCAAUCUUAUAUAAGCUCAUGUUUGUUCCUUCAUUCUUGACUUUGGUUCUUCUUCUCACCCUCGCCAUAUGUCGAUAC
Molecule: messenger RNA, 4195 nt
Organism: Pocillopora meandrina
Lineage: Eukaryota; Metazoa; Cnidaria; Anthozoa; Scleractinia; Pocilloporidae
Source: the annotation of a GenBank genome assembly